AUGAACCCAGACGCUACCCUGGAACUUGUCGAAUCUAUUGCAACUAUCACCUGCAAGCUCUGCAAAUCUGAAAAAGACAUGGAUAAAGCCGUAGACCAGGAAGUCAAGAAACACAUUGCCAAGCUCAAAAAGCAAGCAAGAAUUCAGGCAAGGCUGAAUGCCGUAAAAGCACAAGAAGAAGCAGCCAAGAAGCAGCCAGUGGAGGCAGUGGAGGAGGCGACUAGGAUUCAAGAAGAAAGACGCAACAUCUCCUCUGGCACGCAAAGAUUGUCGGGAUCUAGGCGACAAACCAAGGAGAAAAGGCAAAAAGAGUUGGCUGAUAAGGAAAAGGCUUUGUGA
Seminavis robusta is the source of this 339-nucleotide messenger RNA. The record is from the annotation of a GenBank genome assembly. Lineage: Eukaryota; Bacillariophyta; Bacillariophyceae; Naviculales; Naviculaceae.